Chrysochloris asiatica (Cape golden mole) is the source of this 712-nucleotide messenger RNA. It is a transcript of the gene TMEM98, whose product is annotated as transmembrane protein 98. The coding region runs from base 32 to 712 and encodes 226 amino acids. Gene Ontology annotation, cellular component: endoplasmic reticulum. The record is from RefSeq and is a predicted model, not a curated record. NCBI's taxonomy places the organism in Eukaryota, Metazoa, Chordata, Mammalia, Afrosoricida, Chrysochloridae. The transcript has 6 exons.
UGUGACAGGGUACCGGGAGCUGCCCAGAAACAUGGAGACUGUGGUGAUUGUUGCCAUAGGUGUGCUGGCCACCAUCUUCCUGGCCUCGUUUGCAGCCUUGGUGGUGGUUUGCAGGCAGCGCUAUUGCCGGCCCCGAGAUCUGCUGCAACGCUAUGACUCCAAACCCAUUGUGGACCUCAUUGGCGCCAUGGAGACCCAGUCUGAGCCCUCUGAGUUAGAACUGGAUGAUGUCGUCAUCACCAACCCUCACAUUGAGGCCAUUCUGGAGAAUGAAGAUUGGAUUGAAGAUGCCUCGGGUCUCAUGUCCCACUGCAUUGCCAUCUUGAAGAUUUGUCACACUCUAACAGAAAAACUGGUUGCCAUGACAAUGGGCUCAGGAGCCAAGAUGAAGACUUCAGCCAGCGUCAGUGACAUCAUCGUGGUGGCCAAGCGGAUCAGCCCCAGAGUGGAUGAUGUGGUGAAAUCAAUGUACCCUCCACUGGACCCGAAACUCCUGGAUGCACGGACAACGGCCCUGCUCCUGUCUGUCAGUCACCUGGUGCUGGUGACCAGGAAUGCCUGCCACCUGACUGGGGGCCUGGAUUGGAUCGAUCAGUCACUGUCAGCCGCUGAGGAGCACUUGGAAGUUCUCCGAGAAGCAGCCCUGGCCUCUGAGCCCGAUAAAGGCCUCCCAGUCCCGGAAGGCUUCCUGCAGGAACAGUCAGCUAUUUAA